This is a messenger RNA of Cimex lectularius (bed bug), 8829 nucleotides long. RefSeq lists its product as uncharacterized. The transcript is spliced from 7 exons. The record is from RefSeq and is a predicted model, not a curated record. Lineage: Eukaryota; Metazoa; Arthropoda; Insecta; Hemiptera; Cimicidae. Bases 520 to 3495 code for a protein of 991 amino acids.
GAACAUUAAAUUUCCAAACUUAUCUAUUGUAUUUAAUUAAAUUUAGUGAACGAUUAGCAGUAUGAUUUGAGCUCAAGACGUACUCUGCAUAAAAACACCAAUUAGUUUCCCUAAAAAUUUUCAUUUCAGUUGUUAGUAAUUAAUCAUAAAAUUUUCAUAGAAAAUAUUUUAAUUAGGUGGUGUUCAGACUGGUGAAGUGGAAUUAUUAAUUUGAUUGGAAGUAGAUUUUUUUGUACGUGCACAAAUUUGCAAAACUUUGACACUACUUCAGAAAUCUAGUCAUAAAAACUACUAACUAAAGUACUAUCCACAAUUUCAUAAAUCAAGACGGUCAAUUUUACGACCAAAAUAUUGACACUAGACAAUAAUAGUGUAAAAUGCCGAGAGGUUACGGUUCAGUUACAAUCUUAUCUUUCCCGUACUGUCAAUGUUUAUACAUUUUUUUUAAAUAAUAACAUUUGAAAAAUGAAAUUAGAACCGAUGUAAAUUCGAUUCUAAGUCGCCAAAUAUAAAGAAAAUAUGGAACUUGAUCCAAACUUGGUGGUUGUCAGUUUGGACCAAUGUGAUCCAGAAGCGGAACUUUGUAAGAACAGCUGCCUCUAUACGAUACCAUCCGCACCCUGUGGCCCAGAUGUACACCAGCUAGCUACCAGUGUGCAGUGUUUCAGCGGGCUCGAACAGACCCUGUCUCAUAUUCAAUCACUACAGAUACCUCAAGUGCAGCCUACUUUUGAUGAUGGGAUCCUUACCGGGAGUGCGCCUCUGUAUCAGAAUUCAACUUUUCAGUCUUUUUCUUCUUCGUUCGUACCGCCCAUACCUGCAGAUUCAUCGCCAUUUUUUCUUCUUACAUCGGCUGAAAUUGAACAAGACUUGGCUCCACAAGCGACUGAGGACGAUGAAAGAAAACACCCCACAGACGAAUAUGAAUAUUACAAAGAAAUAGAAGAUUAUCUGUUUAAAAAUGUUCUCCCUGAAGGAUAUUCGGAUAUUUAUUACAGGAACUUGAAAAAGAGAUCUCAACAUUAUUUGAUGCACAAUGGUGAGUUGCAUCAUAAUCCUAAGAAUCCCAAGAGAGUAAUUAUGAUGAAGGAGAAACAGGAUGAAAUCCUCAAAAAUACACACAUCGUUCCAAGCAACGGGAUCCACUUGGGAAUCAAGAAGAUGGUGAAUUUUUUAGAAGAGAAAUACUUUUGGAGAGGGCUCUACACUUCGGUUUCUCAGUAUGUCAAAAAUUGUGUUCAGUGCCGGGAAAAAAAUGACUUUUUUUCAAAUUUGGCUAUACAAAAUGAGUCUUCAUCAGAGAAUAACAAAAACCGUGUAAAAAUUAACACCACUGGUAUUCAAACCGUGUCUAAUGUGUGGGCUAAAGUGGAAAUUGCAAUUAAUGGACCAUUCAAAAUUACAAAUUUGAGGAAUGAGUACAUAAUGAGCAUUGUUGAUCCAGAGACGUGCUUUAUUCUGGCGAUGCCCAUUACAAACAACGGACAUUCGACUAAGCUCACUCAGUUUAUGCUCCAGACAUUUUAUACAUUCGGCUUUCCGAAAACGGCCGAAGUCGUGGCAUCGGAUCUCCUUUUUGAGGCCGUUUCCACCGAGUUUGUUUGGAGGCUUAGCAAUUUCAGCGAUGCCAAAAAAUAUCUAAAGAAAAGGGAGAAAGCACAAAAUGUAUGGGUCGGUGAGCUUUUUGAAUUAUUGAAGAAGAGGCAUGCGAUGAAUUGGGACCGAGAGCUCGGCCAAUUCCUCUACCAGUUCAGGAUGGGCGGAAUUAACCAAUUUGCAAACUCUGCCUUCUGCCCAUUUUAUGCAAUGUACCACAGGAUUCCUGAAUUAUUUUUGAAUGAAGAAAACAAAGAAAAUCAAUUUGAAGGGCCAAAAAAUAAUAGUUUUUUCAAAAGUCAAAUUGAAAGCAAUCAACAGCAGUUAAAUGACUUUGGUGAAACAUUACCUUCUUUAGUAUUAGAAGAACCCCAAUACAGUGUGGAAGAUCCAGAUACUAGCCAGAAUUCAUCUCUAUCAAUCUCAGAUUCCGAUCAAACUGCUGUAGAAUGUGGCCUGGAUUUGACUACUGAGACUGAUGACACCAUUGAAGGUAACGUAAAAUGUAUAAAAGAGUUUUUAGCGGAAACAAAAGAUUUACGGCGCAGGAGGGGAAAGUACCAGAAAUACUCAGCUGAAUUACAGAACACAAUUGCAAAUUACUCCCUGAAGCACGGAAGCCAAAAUGCAGCAAUUUAUUUUACUAGGCUGCUCAAAGCACCAAUUAGCGAGAGUACGAUAAGGAGCAUCGUCAAAUCCUAUGGCGAAUUUAUGCCGGCUUUGAAAGAGGAAAUAGCAAAUUAUGCUGUUAUCCAUGGGGUGGAGAAGACGGCAAAGCACUAUUCUGAAAAGCUGAAGAAACGUGUGACAGAAUGUUUGGUUAGAAGAUUUAAAACACUUUACAUAAAGAAACCUGAGUGUAAGACAACAACAACCGAACUGAAUUCAAAAACUGAGCCGAAUGCUUCUGAAUUCGCCAAAGAAUACCCUCAGGAUAAUUUAGAUUUAACUGAUUGCUUUGAACCAAUCGUUAGCAUAGAUCCUAAACUUGAUACAGAAAAUUUGAACAAAACUUAUUCAAUCGAUUCUUCUACAAAUCAAUUCUUAAAGACAGUCGAGUACCAAAAUUCCUCUUCUUCAUCAUUACCUUUAUUUUCACAGCUGGAUAACUUGAACUUGAACACCAGUCUACCUAUUUAUCAAACUCCUUUUACACAAACGCCAGUAGGCUUGAGCCACCCCGGGAACAUGGAUAUAGGGCAGGCUCUCCAGUCACCAAUUGUUCUAGUCACAAAUGAGAAUUAUGAUAGUACUGUUUUACCUGACAAGCCUGAACAGAUUGAAUGGCCUCCUGAUUUACAGCCAAUUAACAAUUCGAUUCAGGAGACCGUGUUUAUUGACCCAAUGGGGGAGGCGAGCCAAGAAGAAGAAGAAGAAGAAGAUAUAGUUUACUUUCCAAUAGAUUCCCCACCGAUAGUCAAAAGAAAAAAAAGACCAAAAAACUCAAAGGAACCACGUGGAAAAAAAAGAGGUAGAUAUACAUUUUAUAGCCCAGAAUUGAGGGCAGAAAUAGGAAAAUACGCUGCUGAACAUGGUAGUUUAAAAGCUAGCAAUCACUUCAGCAAAAUUUUAGGCCAUGAUUUACCUGAGAGUACUGCAAGAGGUUAUAAAGAGAAGUAUUUGAAAAAAUUAAAACAUUGUGAUGUAACGACUUUAGGCUAUUCUCAGAGGGGAAGACCAGUCAGAUUAGGAAAGUAUGAUGAAGUUGUUCAGGAGUGUUUAAAAGAGUUAAUAAAAUCUGGUGAGAAAGUGACCUCGUUCUUGGCGAUCACUACUGCCAAACAGAUUUUGAACAAGUACGAGCCUGGCCUUUUGCAAGAAAACGGCGGAAAUGUCGUAUUAAACACAACAUGGGCUAAAUCAGUCCUUAGAAGAAUAGGUGUACAUAAUAGCUCUUAAUGCAGAACUAAAAUUAUUUUUACGGAUUUUUAUUUAAAUUGUGAAUUCUAAGGAAAUUAUGUGCACUGAAGCAAGCUGAGUAAAAAAAGAACCUAAACUACCUCUCUUUGUGCAAAAAGACAUACUUUUAACCGUGGUAAAAAAGCUUCUCAUAAUGAAAGAAUCCACAAACAUAUACAAAGACAAUAUUAUGUAUAAACUCAUUGGCAGUCAGUUCAUAUUCAUUGGUACUCUGCUCGAACAAACCUUUUGAUUAUUCAGUGAAUAUUCUACACUUGUUUUUCAGUAUUUAGUAAUGUUAUAUUACUUGCUACUGAAAACCAAAGACAUAAGGGAUCAAAAUUAAACAAUUAUUUAAUUACCCUGACAUAUGGGGUUUUUGCAAUCUGUUAUUUGGUCAUUAUUGAUCACUUUGGCCUGCCUUUGCUCACUGGGUUCGUGUUUUGGUAUUUUGCAUACAAGGGAAAAACAUACUAAUUGUGCUGGAUCAGGACUGAAGAUAGAGAAAUUUUGCAACCAUGGGGAGGGCAUUCGGUUCUGCAGGGUUAUAGUUAUAGGAAAACAAAAUAGUGCUGUUUUAUGUUGUGAAAAAUAAAGUAAAACUCUUAACAGCUAUAUAUUGUAAGCCGUUCCAUAUUUUUUAAUCUUGCAUUAACACUCUGCCUUGUUGAUAGCGGCAAUGGUCCCAUCAAGUCGGUUGUAACGAUCUGCCAUGGUCUUUCGGCGACUCUUCUUUUCCCCAUUAGGCCAGCCAGCGCUUUCUGAAGAGGUUUCAUGGAAAGACAUAUCUCGCAUCUUGCGACAUACCUGGAAACAUCAGAAGCCAUACCAGGCCAAUAAUAGGCUUCUUUGAUCCUUUGUAAGGUUUUGUAUGCCCCCAGAUGUCCUGAGAUAGAACUGUCAUGAUAGUCCGUAAUCAACGGCGACCGACGGGAUUUUGGAACCACUAACUUCCAUGGACGGUCUUCUCCUAGUAUUUUCCUCUUAUCUACUAUGCGUUUAUACAAUUUUGUAUUCUCCACUCUCCAACUUGGGUAUUUUUCUGCGUGACCAGCCACCUCUGUCAUCAUCUUGGAAUACCACUUAUCUCCAGCGGCCACUGUACAAUCCACCACACAAACAUCCUCCUCACCUUCGUUCCGGCGAGAUAAAGCAUCUGCCGCCUGGUGGCUCUUCCCCGGACGAUGUUGUAUGUUGAAGUCGUACUGUUGCAGCUUGAUGGCCCAACGCGCCAAUCUACCUUGAGGAUCUUUCAGAUUGUGUAGCCAUUUUAAUGCCAUAUGAUCAGUUAUCACCGUAAACUGCAUCCCUUCUAUGUAUGGACGAAACUUUUCAAUUGCCCGAGAGAACCGCGAGGCAUAUGUGUUCGUAUAUCUUGACGAUAUUAUAAUGGUGAUGCCUACCUUCGAAAAGCAUCUGCACGUCCUGGAUGAGGUUUUACAGAGGUUGGUGGACGCAAAACUUUCUGUAAACUGGGAAAAAUGUUGUUUCUGCCGUCCGGAGCUCAAAUAUCUGGGAUAUGUGGUAAACGGCGAUGGGCUACAGGUGGAUCCCGAAAAAGCAUCGGUUUUCACCUACCCAACACUAUAGACGGUGAGACAGGUCAGCCAUUUCCUCGGAUUAGCGAGCUGGUACCGCAGAUUUGUUCCAGACUUUUCAACGGUCAUUUCUCUACUGACUGAACUACUUAAGAAGGGGAAGAAAUGGCAGUGGGGAUCUGCUCAAGACAAGCAUUCGCACAGAUCCUUCACAUCUCCCACAUCACUCAUCUUCCCUCAACGGGUGCUACCUUACCGUAUACAACACUCUCAAGAUGCUUUAACGUUUAUGCAUCUUUGUACUUCGAAUCCUAUUGAUUUCGCAGGUGCUUGAUUAAGGUUCUCCCAGAGCAUGUAGUCAUCUGACCUUCGAAUCUCAGGUUGUCCUCCGUUUGCUUCAAUAGUCUGGGUUGUGUUGGUGUAGAUUGUUUGGCAGGUAUAUCGUUUUGUGCUGGAUGAUCAGGAUCGGGUGCAGGUGGGCUGUUUUCAGUCGAUGGUUCCGGAAUAGAUGAUUUAGCUUUAGCUCCAUGUUGUUGAUUUACCUCAGGCAGUGUAAGUCGUUCUUGGGUUUGGUUGAGAUAUGGCGCAGGAAUUAAAUUGAAGCGAUUCCUUCUUACUGUGCUCGUUGAUGUCUGCACUAGAUAAGAUCGUUGAUUCAUCACUUUGAUGAUCUUCCCAUGGCAUUACAGAUCUGUGAUCCAAACAAACUCGUCACACUGUAGCUGGCUCAGGUUCUUUGCUGUAGUCUAUUUUAUAUUGCUUUCUAUAUCUUUCUUCAGCUUUGGCUAACUUUUCUGGAGAUUUAACUCCCAUAUGCUGAAUGGAUGGGUGGUUGUCCCUCAGUUUUCUGCUGUAUAGCAUUUCUGCUGGGCUAAACCCAUUCCCUAAUGGGGUAUGGCGGGUAGAAUUUUUUUUUUUAAAUAGUGUUUUUACAACCUUAACAGCGGUAUCCAUGGCACCAUUCACUUGAUGGAAUUGCAGACUGCUUAAGGCUGUGGAAAAUCCCCAGUCCUUGGCAAAGAUCCAAAAUUCGGAUGUCUGUAUACCGUGGAAUUGUGUCCUGCUGUCUGAGCAGAAAGUUGCGGGAUUCCAUAUCUUGCAAUGUAGUUUUGCAGAUUUUGAUUAUGUCUGACGCUCUCAUUUUUCCAACUUGGUGGACUUCAAAGAGUUGUGUAAUGGCCAGUAAUUACAAGCACCAUUUGUUGUCAAGUUUAAAGAGAUCCAAUGAAGCAACUUGCCAAGGGUAGUCGGGAAACUUUGAAGGCAGCGAAGAUUCAUUGUGGUUUGAUGAAUUUUGUAUGCAGACAGAACAGGAUUUUAUUUUUGCAUCAAUGCCUGAGGCGAUUUCUGGCAACCGCAUACUACUUUGCAUUCAUCGCCGUGUUUUGGUGAAGCCUUGAUGGCUUCUCCAACAUGAUGUGACGGAGCUCGUUUGGAAUUAUCAUGCGGUUCCUCUGAGUAAAAUUCCAUCUAUUACUGAUAGUUAAUUGUGUACUGUGAAAAAGUUUUAUUUCUGGGGCUAGUUCGGAGAUAUGGGGCCAUCCCCCUUUAAUAUAUUGGAUAAGUAGCUUGCAUGUUGGAUCUGAAUUUGAGAGUUGGCAACUCUUGUGAUAUCCUCACCCGUAGUGGGGAUGCCUGUAAACACAGGUUUCUUGACUCUGGCUUCUUCUUGGAGUAAUACGGUGCCAAGGCCUUGUCGGUUGAUCAGUCACAAGACACAUGUGUUGUUAGACAAGGUGAAGAUGUGAGUAAAUUCUUGAUUCUCUCAAAAUCAAUUUGUUGAGAUGGCCCCCAUACAAACGCAUUGUGUGAGCUUACCAAACUCGGGAAAUUUAAAUUUCGGAAACUCCCAUUUGGAAUUACAUCAGCUCCAGAGGAAUAACGAAAGAAGGCAUAGCACCUGAUCCGUACAAAGUGAAAGGAAUUACAGACAUGGAACCGCUCAAGUAUGCAAAGGAAGUCCAACACUUCGAGGGGAUGGUAACCUUUUUUGCGACGUUCAUCCCUAAAUGAAGCGACAUCGUGGCACCAGUCCUUCAGGAGCGUGGGUUCGUAUCCCACCACUGCCACCUUGUUUUAUGGUGUGAAAAAUAAAGAUCAUAACAGAACGUAUAAAUUUUUUAAAUCUUACAUUAACACAAGUUCCCUUUACAUCUCCCACAUCACUCUUCUCCCCCCUCCUCCAAUAGGUGCCACUUUACCAUAUACAACAAGUGCAUUAUGCUGUACAUGACCUUUCUAAUAGGUUGUCAUAAAAAAUGACCGUUUUUCUUGCUAAUUUAAAAAUAAUUUUUUUUAAAAUAUUCAAUGCAUGUGUGUGUCCUAUGGUUUGUUGCCAUGUCGAGGCCAAGUGUUGUUCACAAUACAUUCUUUGGGUUUUGAACGGAAGAAUUCGUCAACUCCAUUUUGAACUUCAUCCAGAGAAUUAAAAGUUGGCACAUUUAGCCAUUGAGCCAUGGACUGUAAGCAGGGUGAGGGAGAAACUCAAUUCUGUAAUUUUUAGUUUCGUGUAACGAGAAGUAUGUAGUUGAAUGUGACCUUGUUGAAACAAAAUCCAAUUUCCAUUUAUUGAUCCGAUUCCACCUACUAAUAUAUUGUUUAUAACUGCUUACAAUAAAGUUUUGAAUCAAUGGUUCAACCUUUUAGAAUUAACUCAUAAUGAAGUAUGCCUUCGUAAUUCCAAAAUACAAAGAGUAUUGGCUUUUUGUUGUAUUGCCUUUGUUUAGUGACUGGUAGUGCAGGCUGAUUGCAGCCUAGCCAUUGUCUUUUGGUCUUUGGGUUUCUCCAAUAUGUCCACUUUUCAUCGUAGGAAAUCAUUUUUUAUGACUCACCCUACUACUUUCUCAUUCCUUAAAUAAUGUUACUUUCCAUUGGAUACAUAUUUUUUGUAGACAAGCUGAUGAUAUUUUAAGCAUCUCUCAGAACAGAAUUUACUGUUGAAAUUAAGAGUAUAACAGUAAAAUUUUCUAUAAUAGUAGUAGUUUGUAUAAUUUAUGGGCUGACAGACAUCAAGUGGUCAUCGACGGCCUUAUGCAGUUUAAACUUUUGAAAGUAUGUUUUCACCCUUUUUUUGUCACUGAUUCCCUUAUAUUACAAUUAAAUUACUAUUAAAAGAACAAGGCAACACAAACACAUCCAAAUUUUCUUGCUUCCCCCGAAAACACCACUUCGCAAUAGGGAAGGGAGCCUGCUCUGAAGGCUGAAACACCCGGACAGUGCGUAGACAAAUAACUCCCACAAUGCCCCGGUGAAGCUGCCAAGCUCCAAAAAUUCAUAAUAAUCUCAGUUAUUUAAUUAACAAUAAAUUUAGGGUUUCUUCCAAUACAACCAGAUUUAAUUAUGUGAAAUGACAAUACAUGGGUUCAAUACUUGCACUUGGAAAAUUAAUAAACUGAGAAAUAAUAAUAGGUGUAUAUGAAAUAAGAUUUAAAAUGAUAAAAAAUAUUAUUUUUUGUCAAUGAGUUUGUACAAAGGUUCAUCAUGUGAAAUUAUAAGGAAUGUAUACUGUUUAUUAUGCAAUUACAUAUAAGUUAUAAAAUAUAAUAAAUUUUAAUUACUGAUGAUAAAUGUAUGUCAGAUGCUUUUGUCUUGAUGCCUUUUGUAAUUGAACAAAUGCCAAAUUGUCAAAAACUAUUCGUAGUACAAAAAUGGAUUUAAUUGUAAAUCCUUCCAAAUUGCUUGUGAUAGUGACAAUUAGAAAUGCAUAUAUGUGUGUGUGUGUAUUUAUGUUUAGCUACAGUAUCUGCUGUGUAAAAGAAAACGUCACACUAUUGCACUAAUAAAUUUUUUAACAUUA